AGCAGUGCUCCUCGCCCGAGCAGAUCCGAGCGUGACGAUGGGACGAGUGUUUGGUACGUUGACCCUCGCGACGACUCUCGUUACGGGGGCAACACUACUGUGGAUUGCUGAUUAUCGUCCGUUUCCUGUGUUCUUCCCGGAGAAAAAGGCAAGACCGGAUCCUGGGACAAGAACGAGUUCCUUUUUCCCUAGCCUGUCGCAGAAGUGCUUCGCCUACAAUGCCACCAGUGCGGAAAAUAUCUGUUGUCUCAUGAGGAAGUAUAUUUCAGUGGGCGACAUUCGACGGUGUAUACUCGGUGUGACGAGCAUACCCGAAAUAUCACUUCCACCUGAUCGGCGAGCAAAUACUGAAGAACGGACACAGAGGAACAAGGAAGAACAGAGAGGGACGUUCACGGAGAGCAGUUCUUCGAUCACGCUUUACAAUAACACUGUGAACUGGGCUUUCAUAGGAGACUCCCAUACGCGUUAUCUGGUCUGCGCGAUUUUGAGUCUUAUGGAAGGUCCUGAGUUUCAGUGUCGAAUACCAGAAUUCCAGGGGGAAUGGAGGAACAUAGAUUACUUCCUAGACAAGUUGCCAAGCUGUCAGUAUAAGGGCGAAUUUAUCAUGAUUCGUCACGUCUUUUCACCCUUCACGUUAACAUACUACCAUGACGUUUAUUUGACGAACUUGCCAAAGCUGGUGCAGCAGUGGGAGACGGAAGAACGCCCGAGGCCCAAUUUCGUUGUAAUGAACACAGGAAACCACUGGAUGCGCUACCUCGAAUCUACCUACCUGGAGAAAGGAGUGAAAACAGCUGGGAAAAUAUUCGAGAAACACCUGCACACCAUCGCACCUGUAAUCUCCCGUCUCGCCCGCACAGCAACUGUCAUCUUCAAAAUGCAAGACGAUCUUCAGGUGGCUUAUAUCGAAAAACCACGAGUAAAAUCUUUCACCGUCGACCACAUCCGAGAGUACAACGCCCUCUAUAAACAAGCCCUGGAGAAUACCGGCGUCGUGUUCUGGGACAGCACUUUGCCUCUCUCCCGCGCAUACAACCAAGAAUGUCUCAGGAACCCAAGGCACUUCGGAGACACACUGUGGUGGAUGUGCAAGGACGUGGUGCACGUGGGGUAUAUCCUGGUGAAUCAGUAUGCUGACAUGGUUCUCAAUGCAGCUUGUGGUCGACGUAUGAGCAACUGCAGCUGAAACCGUUAUUUCCAUGGCGUUUUUUGCAACCAGUAACCAUUUUACCUUUUACCUUAUUUAUCCAUAUAAUUUAUAUAUAAAUGUCUUCCCUAAAGAUAAACUAAUAUCCCCUCUUACACAUUGUAUGUUACACUUGUGUACAUUUUUAUAUGUUUAUAUAUAUGUGUGUGUUUGUGCGCAUAUAUUUUGUUAUAUGUAUAUAUAUAUUAUAUA
Molecule: messenger RNA, 1402 nt
Organism: Penaeus indicus
Lineage: Eukaryota; Metazoa; Arthropoda; Malacostraca; Decapoda; Penaeidae
Exons: 6
Coding region: 38-1189 (383 amino acids)
Source: RefSeq, a predicted model, not a curated record